AUGAUUGAUACAAUUGUGACGAUUACAGAUGUACGGGGUCGGGUAAUUUCUUGGUCCUCCGUUGGUACUUGUGGAUUCAAACGUCCAAGAAGAGGGACACCAUUUGCCGCUCAAACCGCAGCAGGAAAUGCUAUUCAAGCAGUAGAAGAUCAAGUCAAAUCCAUACACGCUCAGAUCAUUAUCACAAACGCCAUAUCCGGAGACCAGCGUUUGGUGGCAAAGCUUGUUGCGGCGUACUCAAGCUUGGGUUCUUUGGAGAAUGCACGUAAGGUGUUUGAUAAAAUUCCUCAACCAAAAACUGUUCUCUGCAAUGCCAUGGUUAAUGGGUAUCUUCAAAAUCAGCAUUAUAAUGAGACCAUCGAGCUGUUUAAAUUGAUGGGUCGAUGUCAUUUCGAAUUUGAUAGCUAUACUUGUAAUUUUGCUCUUAAGGCGUGCAUGUUCUUAUUGGAUUAUGAAAUGGGCAUAGAAGUGAUUAGAUUAGCUCUCUGUAAGGGGUUAGCUGGUGGUCGGUUUUUGGGAAGUUCGAUUUUAAAUUUUUUGGUAAAAGCUGGGGAUAUUAUGAAUGCACGAAUUUUUUUUCAUGAAAUGGUUGAGAAAGAUGUUGUUUGUUGGAAUGUGAUGAUUGGUGGGUUCAUGCAGGAAGGCUUGUUUAGUGAAGGCUAUAAAUUGUUUCUUGAUAUGCUUUAUAAUAGAAUUGAGCCUAGUGCUGUGACCAUGACAAGCUUGGUUCAAUCCUGUGGGGAGAUGAGGAAUUUAGAGUUUGGAAAAUGUAUUCAUAGCUAUGUUCUUGGAUUUGGAAUGAGUAGUGAUACAAGGGUGCUUACCUCACUGAUUGAUAUGUAUUGUAAAACGGGUGAUGUCGUAAGUGCUCGAUGGAUUUUCGAUACAAUGCCCUCUAGGAAUUUGGUGUCUUGGAAUGUUAUGAUUUCGGGUUAUGUUCAAAAUGGUUUUCGUGUCGAAACUUUACAUCUCUUCCGUAUGUUGGUUACGAAUGAAGGAGGUUUCGACUCGAAUACCGUUGUUAGCCUCCUCCAGCUUUGUUCUCGGACGGCUGAUUUGGAUGGCGGGAAGAUUGUUCAUGGUUGCGUCUAUCGAAGAGAACUCGAUUUGAAUUUGAUUUUGUCUACUGCAAUUGUUGAUCUAUAUGCUAAAUGUGGAUGUUUGGCCUAUGCAUAUUCUGUUUUUGAAAGAAUGAAAACUAAGAAUGUGGUAUCAUGGACUGCCAUGCUUGUGGGACUGGCUCAGAAUGGGCAAGCUAGAGAUGCUUUAAAGCUAUUUUCUCAAAUGCAAAAUGAGAGGGUUACUUUCAAUGCUCUCACCUUAGUUAGUUUAGUUCAUUGUUGCACGCUCCUCGGCUCGUUGCGUGAAGGGAGAAGUGUUCAUGCUGUCUUAAUUCGAUUUCGUUUUGCAUCGGACGUUGUCGCUAAGACAGCCCUCAUUGAUAUGUAUGCAAAAUGCAGCGAAAUCGACUCGGGUGAGAAAGUAUUCAACCAUGGUUUUACGCCAAAGGAUGUGAUAUUAUAUAACUCGAUGAUUUCGGGCUAUGGAAUGCACGGUCUCGGGCAUAAAGCACUGUCUGUCUACCAUCAAAUGAAUCAAGAACUUCAGCCAAAUGAGAGCACCUUUGUUUCUCUGCUAUCUGCUUGUAGCCAUUCAGGCCUAGUGGAGGAAGGGAUAUCUUUGUUUCGAGAUAUGGAGAAAGCUCAUAACGUAACGCCGACCGAUAAACUUUAUGCCUGCUUUGUCGAUCUUUUAAGUCGAGCAGGUCGCCUUCGGCAAGCUGAGGAAGUGAUCAAUCAAAUGCCUUACAGACCAACCAGUGGCAUACUUGAAACUCUGCUGAAUGGGUGUCUUUUGCAUAAGGACAUUGAGUUGGGUGUAAAAAUUGCUGACAGAUUACUCUCGUUCGAGUCUAGAAAUCUGAGCGUCUACGUUAGCUUGUCGAAUAUAUAUGCCGAAGCAGGUCAAUGGGAUACGGUAAACCAUCUCCGAGGUCUCAUGACCGAGCACGAGCUUAAAAAGAUUCCAGGUUAUAGCUCAAUUGAAGUAAAUAUUUAG
Molecule: messenger RNA, 2058 nt
Organism: Cucurbita pepo subsp. pepo (vegetable marrow)
Lineage: Eukaryota; Viridiplantae; Streptophyta; Magnoliopsida; Cucurbitales; Cucurbitaceae
Source: RefSeq, a predicted model, not a curated record